GUAUACCAUUAGAAUUUAUACAUUUAUCUGAUACAAGUACUGAUAAAGUACCAAAUACAUCUGCUACUGCUGCUUCUGUUUCUUCAGAUUUAUAUGGUCAAGCUGUUAUUAAAGCAUAUAAUAGUAUAAUAAGAGAAGAUUUAAAUACAAUUAUAAAACAAGAUUUGGAAAGAUUACCACCUAAAUUAACAAGUGAAGAAUGGAAAGAAUUAAUUAAGAAUGCCUAUUUCCAAGGAGAUAUAUCAUUAAGUGCAACAGGAUAUUAUAGUACAAGUAAAGAUGUUUGGAUGGAUUGGAAUAAAGGAGAAGGUAAACCAUUUAAUUAUUUUACAUAUGGAUGUGCAGCUAGUGAAGUUGAAAUUGAUACAUUAACAGGUGAUUGGAGUGUUAUUAGAAGUGAUAUUGUAAUGGAUUUAGGUAAUAGUUUAAAUCCAGCUAUUGAUAUUGGUCAAAUUGAAGGUGCAUUCAUUCAGGGAAUGGGUUUAUACACAAUGGAAGAAUUCAUUUAUGGUGAUGAAAAUCAUCAAUGGUUUCAACAAGGUUCUGUUUUUACACGUGGUCCAGGUGCAUAUAAAAUACCAUCUGCUAAUGAUAUACCAAUGCAAUUUAAUAUUCAUUUAUUAGAUCACAAUAAUAUGAAUAGUAAUAAUGGAAAUGAUAAUGUCAAGACUAUUAAUAUGAAUAAUAGUAAUAAUAUGAUGGAUAAAAUUGCACAAAGUGGUAGAACAGCAACGUAUGGAUCUAAAGCA
Messenger RNA from Naegleria gruberi, 749 nucleotides. RefSeq lists its product as uncharacterized. The record is from RefSeq and is a predicted model, not a curated record. Gene Ontology annotation, molecular function: iron ion binding; oxidoreductase activity. The annotation marks the transcript as partial. NCBI's taxonomy places the organism in Eukaryota, Heterolobosea, Eutetramitea, Acrasida, Naegleriidae. The transcript is spliced from 2 exons.